Molecule: messenger RNA, 8015 nt
Organism: Sinocyclocheilus anshuiensis
Lineage: Eukaryota; Metazoa; Chordata; Actinopteri; Cypriniformes; Cyprinidae
Product: host cell factor 1-like
Exons: 27
Coding region: 730-7122 (2130 amino acids)
Biological process (GO): regulation of DNA-templated transcription; chromatin remodeling
Cellular component (GO): histone methyltransferase complex
Molecular function (GO): protein binding; transcription coactivator activity
Source: RefSeq, a predicted model, not a curated record
CCUUUUCUGUUUAUUAUUAUGAUUUCCUUCACGCCGCCCAUUCUUUUUUUUUGUGCCUCCGCCGCCCAUUUCUAUUCACUAGCUUGUAUGUGUUAGCUUAGCCGCUUAGCAGCUAACUAGGCGCCCGUGCUAGUAGCGUUUAGCUAGCCUCUGCAAGAUGGCUGCGUACACAUCUUCAUCGCGCUUUUCCUUUUCUCCAAGAGACAUUUAACGUUAACCCAAAAAAUGCGGUUUCGCCUACUAUAAGGAUAUUUAAGAAAAAAUGCGCAGGAGCCCACCUGCACGUGACGCGGUGUAUUUCGAGUUACCUUCCUUCAUUUCGCCGGGAAUUCGCGUUUGCUCAGCCGCCGGCGUCCGUCUUAUUUACUUUCUUCUCGUGAUGAAAAGCGUCUUUUGCCGCUAAAAUGGCGGUUCGCGCAGAUUUGAGCGGCUAACGUGCUAACCGGCCGACGUUUCCCCACGCUCUAUGCUUUUCGAAUUUCGACGCGCGUAAACGCUAAUAUUUCCUAUAACGGGGUCUUUUGGUGCAUUUCGGGGAGCAUUUGGCCAAAAACAAACGCGUGGAAGUCGAGCGUGUUUUGGUGACCUAGUUACGUUAGCUGGAGCGAAGCUAUCUGGUACUAGCCGGCUAAUCCAGUUAGCACAGAGCUUGUAACACACGAAUGCUGUUGGAAUCCGAACUAAAAUCAGCGCUGUGCCUGGGAUUUGUGUCUCGCUAGAGAAGUGGACAUGGCUUCUUCGGGGACCUCGGUUCUGCAGCCGCGCUGGAAGAGGGUUUUGGGCUGGUCUGGCCCGGUUCCUCGCCCGAGACACGGACACCGAGCUGUGGCCAUUAAAGAGCUGAUGGUAGUAUUCGGCGGAGGGAACGAAGGCAUUGUGGAUGAACUACACGUCUAUAACACGGCCACCAAUCAGUGGUUUAUUCCUGCUGUCCGGGGUGACAUUCCUCCCGGCUGUGCUGCAUAUGGAUUUGUGUGCGACAGCACCAGACUCCUUGUGUUCGGGGGCAUGGUUGAGUACGGAAAGUACAGCAAUGAUCUUUAUGAACUACAGGCCAGCAGAUGGGAGUGGAAACGUUUGAAGCCCAAAGCCCCCAAGAAUGGCCCACCGCCAUGUCCUCGCCUGGGCCACAGCUUUUCCCUGGUUGGAAACAAAUGCUAUUUGUUUGGUGGAUUGGCAAAUGACAGUGAGGAUCCCAAAAACAAUAUUCCCAGAUACCUGAAUGACCUCUACACUCUCGAGCUUCGCCCGGGGUCUAACGUAGCAGGCUGGGACAUCCCCAUUACAUACGGUGUGCUUCCCCCUCCUCGUGAGAGCCACACUGCUGUUGUCUACACAGAGAAAACGUCCAAAAAGUCUCGUCUCAUCAUCUAUGGCGGCAUGAGUGGCUGCCGUCUUGGAGACCUCUGGACUUUAGACAUAGAUACAUUAACCUGGAACAAACCUGCCAUAAGUGGUGCGGCACCUUUGCCCCGGAGUCUCCACUCUGCCACCACUAUAACCAACAAGAUGUUUGUGUUUGGUGGCUGGGUUCCUCUGGUCAUGGAUGAUGUCAAAGUAGCGACACACGAGAAGGAAUGGAAGUGCACUAACACACUGGCCUGCUUAAAUCUAGACUCAAUGUCUUGGGAGACCAUCUUGAUGGACACGCUCGAGGAUAAUAUCCCAAGGGCCAGAGCUGGACACUGCACUGUGGCUAUAAACAAUAGGCUGUACGCCUGGAGUGGAAGAGACGGCUACCGCAAAGCCUGGAACAACCAAGUUUGCUGCAAAGAUCUGUGGUAUUUGGAAACAGAUCGUCCUCAGCCUCCGUCACGUGUGCAGCUGGUCCGUGCCAACACCAACUCUCUGGAGGUGAGCUGGGGGGCAGUGCCUACUGCUGACACUUACCUGCUGCAGCUGCAGAAAUACGACAUCCCUGCUGCAACAGCUGCCACAUCACCAACGGUCAACCCCACCCUGUCUGUACCCGUCAACUCGCCUAAGAGUCCGGCACCCGCUGCUGCCGCUCCAGCAGCUCAGAGCUUGCCCCUGUCUAGGGUCACAAUGGUGCCACGAGUUCCUUCCCCCACCACCGCCAUACCAAGCAGCCCGCUUGCAGCCUCACCUCGUGGACCAGCUAUUCUUAAAGUGGCAGCGCCUUAUUCUUCCCCCGGGACGUCAGUCGUUACCUUGCGUCAGGCCACUCCAGGAGGAAAAUCCCCAGUCACAGUUACAUCACUUCCUGCAGGUGUCCGCAUGGUUGUCCCUGCACAGAGUACCCAGGGGACGCCAAUUGGCAGCAGCCCUCAGAUGAGUGGCAUGGCUGCUUUGGCUGCAGCUGCAGCUGCCACACAGAAGAUCCCACCCUCUUCCACUGUGCUAAAUGUUCCAGCCGGGGCCACCAUCGUGAAAACCGUCGCUAUGACUCCUGGAUCCACAACUCUGCCAGCUACUGUCAAAGUAGCUUCACCCGUAAUGGUUACUAAUCCUGCGACCCGAAUGCUGAAAACAGCUGCUGCUCAGGUCGGCACUUCCGCCAUCUCUUCUCCUAACACUCCGACUCGGCCGAUCAUCACUGUGCACAAAUCAGGCACGGUAACCGUAGCCCAGCAGGCUCAGGUCGUCACCACCAUGGUCGGAGGAGUCACCAAAACUAUAACCCUUGUUAAGAGCCCCAUUACAAUGGGUGGCAGCGGUUCUCUGAUCUCCAGCCUUGGGAAGGUGAUGUCUGUUGUCCAGACCAAACCAAUACAAACCUCUGCAGUCACGGGGCAGGCUGGAAGCAGUCCUGUCACUCUUAUACAAACAAAGACUCCUCUGCCUGCUGGUACCAUCCUGAAACUGGUUACAUCUGCUGAUGGCAAGCCAACCACAAUCAUUACAACUACACAGGCAGGAGGGACUGGCACCAAACCCACUAUCCUGGGAAUCAGCACAGUCUCUCCAACUACCACCAACAAACCAGGAACCACCAUUAUUAAAACCAUUCCCAUGUCUGCUAUCCAACAAGGAGCAACAGGUCUGACUAGCAGUCCUGGCGUCAAGUCCCCCAUCACAAUUAUCACCACUAAGGUUGUUACUCCUGGCACAGGUGCUCCGGGGAAAUUCAUAACAGCUGUGCCAAAGCUGACAGCAGGUGCAGGACAACAGGGGGUCACACAGGUGGUCCUGAAGGGGGCGCCCGGACAGCCAGGCACUAUCCUGCGCACUGUGCCUAUGAGUGGAGUGCGUCUGGUUUCACCAGGCACUGUCUCUGCUGGAAAACCAACUGUUACCACACUGGUUGUCAAGGGCACCACGGGAGUCACAACUCUGGGUACAGUAACUGGUACUGUAUCGAGUAGCGUUGCAGGGGCCAAUGUGGCAAGUGCUAAUGCCAGCCUGGUGACUCCAGUCACCACACUUGCUUCCAUUGCCACAUUGUCCAGCCAGGUGAUCAAUCCCACAGCUAUCACUGUAUCUGCUGCCCAGACCAACCUCGCCACCGCUACAAUACAAUCGGCAGCCCAACCUACUCAAGUAACCCUGAUCACGACUCCAAGUGGUGCUGAGGCUCAGCCUGCACAGGAUCUUCCUGUCUCCAUCAUGGCCUCUCCCACCUCAGAGCAGCCCUCCACCACUGCUGCUGAUGCUGGUGACUGUGCUGGCGAAGGUGCUACCACCGUGACGCUGGUCUGUUCCAACCCUCCAUGUGAGACCCAUGAGACUGGAACGACCAACACGGCUACAACGGCUUCCGCCAAAAUGGGCACCGAACAGAUUUGUUCCAACCCUCCCUGUGAGACCCAUGAGACUGGAACGACCAACACGGCUACAACGGCUUCUGCCAAAAUUGGCACCAAACAGAUUUGUUCCAACCCUCCCUGUGAGAUGCACGUGACGGGCACCACCAACACUGCAACCACCGCCUCUGUGAACAUGGGCAGGUCACAGCAGGUCUGCACCAACCCACCCUCAGAGACCCAUGAUACGGGCACCACCAACACAGCCACCACUGCCAGCUGCAACAUGGGAUCUAAAGAGAUGGAAACCGUGAACAGCAAGACAACAUCUUCGGCAGCUACAUCUUCAGCUUCUGGUUCAGAACCAGCAACACCCGUCUCAGAGAGCAGUGCUGGACCAGGCACCAUGCGGCCGAAGAAUCUCCGCACAGGUACCACCAACACCUCCACUACUGCCCGCUCCAACAUGGGCUCCGACCUUACGGGAACAGUGCAGAGCUCCAACAAAAGCCAAGCCGCCAUCUCCUCUACGCUGAUGCCUCUUUGCUCCAGCCCUCUCAGUGAAACAAGCGAGACGAGCACCACAAACACUUCAACUGUGUCCAGUGGCGUCCAGCAGGUCUGCUCAAAUUCUCCCUGUGAAACACACGAGACAGGCACGACCAAUACGGCUACGCAGUCAAGCUCCAGUAUGGACAGUGGGCAAACCAACAUUGUGCAGAGGGUGUGUUCCAAUCCGCCCUCUGAAACUCAUGAAACGGGCACUACCAACACGCCUACCCAGGCCUCGUCUUCUAUUGGUGCUGGACAGAACGGCACGGUUCAGAGGGUGUGUUCCAAUCCGCCCUGUGAAACUCAUGAAACAGGCACCACAAACACGCCGACCCAGGCCUCGUCUUCUAUUGGUGCUGGACAGAACGGCACGGUUCAGAGGGUGUGUUCCAAUCCGCCCUGUGAAACUCAUGAAACAGGCACCACAAACACGCCGACCCAGGCCUCGUCUUCUAUUGGUGCUGGACAGAACGGCACGGUUCAGAGGGUGUGUUCCAAUCCGCCCUGUGAAACUCAUGAAACAGGCACCACAAACACGCCGACCCAGGCCUCGUCUUCUAUUGGUGCUGGACAGAACGGCACGGUUCAGAGGGUGUGUUCCAAUCCGCCCUGUGAAACUCAUGAAACAGGCACCACAAACACGCCGACCCAGGCCUCGUCUUCUAUUGGUGCUGGACAGAAUGUCACAGUUCAGAGGGUAUGUUCCAAUCCGCCCUGUGAAACUCAUGAAACAGGCACUACCAACACGCCUACCCAGGCCUCGUCUUCUAUUGGUGCUGGACAGAACGGCACAGUUCAGAGGGUGUGUUCCAAUCCGCCCUGUGAAACUCAUGAAACAGGCACCACAAACACGCCGACCCAGGCCUCGUCUUCUAUUGGUGCUGGACAGAAUGGCACAGUUCAGAGGGUAUGUUCCAGUCCGCCCUGUGAAACUCAUGAGACCGGCACCACCAACACGCCGACCCAGGCCUCGUCUUCUAUUGGUGCUGGACAGAACGGCACAGUUCAGAGGGUGUGUUCCAAUCCGCCCUGUGAAACUCAUGAGACCGGCACAACCAACACAGCCACCACAGCUACAAGCAGCUUAGAAACUGGAGAAGGAACAGCCCAGCAGGCCGGUGAUGGGCAGAGUGACAGUGGCACCAGCUCAGAACCCACAUCAUCUACAGAACCAGCCAAUCCCACAACACAAAGCAGAGCCAUCACCACAGUAACACAGGCCACGCCCACUCCAGGACCAUCAGUACCGGAGAUUUCGUCCAUGGCUGGAUCUGUGGUAGUGGCUGAGGUCCCGGGAGAGGCUGAGGCCAUGGAGCAGACCAGCACUGAGGCCGGAACAGUGGGAGAAGAGCCCAUGCAGACUGAGUGUCAGGGAGAGCUGGGUGAAGAGGGAGCUGUCAGGGUCGUUGCCAUAGAUGAAAGUGCAGGGGGAGAGGAGGGCACCAUGCUACAGGUUCAUGUCGCCAUGGAAGCACAGCCAGGUCAAGGGGAUCAGGCUGAGCAGAUGGAGGCCGGUGUGGAGGGCGCAGAAGCAAUGAGUCUCGCAGCUCAAGACUCAGAAGCCCUCGCUUUGCCCCAGGAGCUGAUGUCUGCAGAAGGACAGCAAACCACCCUCAUGGUGACUGGACUGACCCCAGAGGAGCUUGCUGUGACCGCAGCGGCAGAGGCUGCAGCACAGGCUGCGGCUACAGAAGAAGCACAGGCCCUCGCCAUCCAGGCUGUCCUACAGGCGGCUCAGCAGGCUGUGCUCAGUGCGGGAGACGCAGGUCAAGACGGGCAGCAAUCCACCACCAUCCCUAUAGUUUUGACCCAGCAGGAACUCGCUGCUCUGGUUCAGCAACAGCAGCAGCUCCAGGAGGCGCAGGCGGCCGCAGCCCAGCAGUUAAGCGCUGAAGCAGCCGCAGCUGCUCUGCCCACUGAAGGCUUGGCACCAGCAGACAGCCUCAAUGACCCAGCAUCUGAGAGCAAUGGCCACGAGAUGGGAGCCGUGGCCCGUCUCCUUCCACGUACUUCUGCAGAGACUCUAGCCCCAUCAAGUACUUUUGCACCAUCUCAGCCAAUGGUGGUCACCAGUCCUGCCAAGAUGCAAGCUGCUACUGCUUUAGCUGAGGUGGCCAAUGGGAUUGAAUCAGCAGCUGGGAAGCAAGAAGCUCCUCCAGCCAUUGUAAAGCCACCAGUGAAGAAAGAGAAUCAGUGGUUUGACGUUGGAAUCGUUAAAGUUACAAACAUGGUUGUCACGCACUAUUAUGUGCCAGCAGAUGAUUCAGCGGUUACUGAUGAUGAUUCUGGCGCAAUCCCAGACUACAGCCGAAUGAAGAAGAUUGAGCUUUCUCCAGGCACUGCAUAUAAGUUUCGAGUGGCUGGUAUCAACGCAUGCGGCCGUGGGACGUUCUCUGAGGUUUCUGCUUUCAAGACCUGCUUACCUGGCUUCCCUGGAGCACCUUGUGCCAUCAAAAUCAGCAAGAGCCCCGAUGGUGCUCACCUGACCUGGGAGCCUCCUUCAGUUACGUCAGGGAAGAUCAUUGAGUAUUCGGUUUAUCUGGCCAUCCAGAGCUCACAAACAGUCGAGGCUAAAGCGUCCACUCCGGCUCAGCUUGCUUUUAUGCGGGUAUACUGUGGGCCCAACCCGUCCUGCCUAGUGCAGUCAUCAAGUCUCUCCAAUGCCCACAUCGACUACACCACUAAACCCGCCAUCAUCUUUCGCAUCGCCGCCCGCAACGAUAAAGGAUACGGCCCCGCAACACAAGUCAGGUGGCUACAAGAAACCAGUAAAGAUGGCUCUGCGGCCAAACCUGGUGCAAAAAGGCCGGUCUCGUCCCCUGAUAUGAAAGGCGCUGGUCCAAAGAAGGCCAGACCUGACCAGUGAGAGCUCGCAUGACCCCUGACCCCGCCCUGUUUAUGAGCUGAACCAUGACUGAACUCCACCUCCUGCUGAAAGACCUUCCUGCUUCCACUUCUCACCCCAUUCCAUCAUAUGAAACAAAAUGGAAGGAAACUGCAGCCAAAAAUAGGAAAACGUUAAAAAAAAACGGCAAACCUUUGUUUCCAUUUUUGGGAAAUCCGCUCCCAUCACUGGACAUUUUGGUGCCAUGGACGCCUUAUUACUUAUUAUUAUUACUCCUCAGAAGCACAUGCAUUUGCUUUUCCUGACAAUUUUGUGUAAAGAGAUUCCAACAACAGCGUUCAGUCUAGUUAUAACUGUUAUAUCAGAUACUUUAUUCUUUGUUUUCCUCCCUUGAUAUUCAUUUAUUUUUAAGCUUAUUUCAAUACAAGCAAUAGAUAACAGAAAAAUAACUUUGCGCUCUUGUCAGUUUGUUGAUGUUUUUAUUAUUUGGGCAAGUCUAUAUUUCAACCACGUGCUGAAAGGAGACGGAGAUACGGAGGAGGGAGUGUGGACAGCGAAACGAAGCAGGGAAAUGCAUCGAAAUAAAAUGAAAACGAACAGCACUUGGUGAUGCUUCUGAGGGAAAAGACUGUUAAUUCGGAGAAUCUGUAAUUAUUCAUUCACUUCGAGUUCAGUAGCCUGUUUUGCAUCACUGUGUGUUCAUACAUUUGCUGUGAGGGACAAUUUGUGGACCGCAACGCUGAAGACGAAAAGGACUUCAAUCCAUGUAGAUGGAAAAAAAGCAUACUACUUUUGCAUUGCGUCAACUAGAUCUUGUAUAAAGAGAGAGAAAAAAAUCCUCAAAAUAGUAAAUGGUGAUACAGGAGUUCUUUGUGUGUGCUUUAUUUUUGUAAUUAUUAUUAUUAUUAUUAUUU